Limanda limanda (common dab) is the source of this 6288-nucleotide messenger RNA. It is a transcript of the gene yeats2, whose product is annotated as YEATS domain containing 2. The transcript is spliced from 28 exons. Gene Ontology annotation, cellular component: NuA4 histone acetyltransferase complex. Gene Ontology annotation, biological process: regulation of transcription by RNA polymerase II; chromatin remodeling. Bases 565 to 4779 code for a protein of 1404 amino acids. The record is from RefSeq and is a predicted model, not a curated record. Gene Ontology annotation, molecular function: histone binding. Lineage: Eukaryota; Metazoa; Chordata; Actinopteri; Pleuronectiformes; Pleuronectidae.
CCUACCUGUGCACCUCGACACUUUAGCCAUUAAGCAAACACGAGUGUGUGAGGUGACGGCGGCUCCACGCACAGGGACAUGCUCUCACUGAAUUAAAACACACGCCUCGGGGAGAAGCGUGGCUCCAGUGCACAGGACAGCCCCGUAAGUCUGCGUCUCACACGGAUUCACACGGGCUCUACGAGCGGGUGCUAACGCUAGCUUACCGUUAGCACAACACGGCUAGCGGCUAGCUGUACUGAGUGUCGCCGGCUGCAGGCACGACUAGCACGGCUCUCACCGGGAGAUACAGCGCGGUAGCGAAACAGUUCACAUGCUCAGUUAGCUUAGCUUAGCCCGGGCUUGUUGUUUCUCUAACAGUAAUGGGAGAGUGGUCAUAUACAUGCUAUAUUUUAUGUGGUCUGCUAACUCAUAUUAGCACAACUGGCUAGCUGGUCAGCGCUAACCUGACAGCUUCCAAUGCUAGCCAGCUAACUCUAUGCUAAGUGGACUGAUAACUGGCCCUAGGGAGCAGUGGUUUAAAAGGCUGAGCUUUGCCGUUUCACGUUCGUUUCACAGGCAGCCAUGUCAGGCGUGAAAAGGAAGAUAGAAGGCAACGACCCCGACUAUGAGGACGUCUCCCUGGUCCAGAGCAGCAAGAGAAACAAAGCGGCUGAACACGAUGCCCGAGAAGCAGCGGUGCAGAAGAUCGAGACCAUCAUCAGAGAGCAGUUCUCUCUGGAGAUGAAGAGCAAAGAGCACGAGAUAGAUGUGAUCAGUCAGCGACUCAAUGAAGCCAGGAGGAUGAUGGACAAGUUAAGGGCAUGCAUAGUUGCUAAUUACUAUGCCAACGCUGGGAUAACAAAGCUCCCAGAGCAUGCGUCUAAGAGUGACUCUGCAGUGCUGAACCAUCCGGCCAUCCGCCGCUUCCUGGAGUCCCCAUCCCGGUCCUCCUCCCCUCUCAACCAGGGCUCCGAGACGCCCUCUCUGGCCCACUCAGAGUCCGAGUCCCUCUCACAGCAAGGAGAGGGAUCCGAGAGGGAUGUGGAGGGAGCGUGGAAAGAGGAAAGCAGCAGGCACGAGCGCAGACCCGGGCGUAAUACAGGCAAAGACACUUUUGGUGUGCCGUCAACUGUUGGAGCAGAUCAGAGGGUGAUCUACCACACGACCGGAGACGAGGCCUCUAGACUGUAUGCAAAGAAGACCAUUGUAGUGGGGAAUGUGUCCAAAUACAUUCCCCCCGACAAACGCGAGGAGAAUGACCAGUCGACUCAUAAGUGGAUGGUGUACGUCAGAGGCUCCAGGAGGGAACCCAGCAUAGACCACUUUGUAAAGAAAGUCUGGUUCUUCUUGCACCCCAGCUACAAACCUAAUGACCUCGUGGAAGUCAGUGAGCCUCCCUUUCAUUUAACACGUCGUGGCUGGGGUGAGUUUCCUGUGCGGAUCCAGAUCCACUUCAACGACCCUCGCAACAAACGCAUCGACAUCAUCCAUCAGCUAAAGCUGGACAGAACAUAUACGGGGCUGCAGACACUGGGGGCAGAAACUGUGGUGGAUGUGGAGCUUCUCAGGAACUCCCUUGGGCAGGACUACAUCCCUCAGCCUGCUUCAUCCAAGGUGAUACACAGAGCGGCCAGCCCCACGUCCACCUCCUCCCUGACCCAAAGUCACGGACGCCCCAGUUCGCCCGUGUCACAUGAUCCCAUCAUAGACAAAGGUUUCAUUAAAACAGAGAUGGGGAGACAUGCUCACAGCUCAGCACAUGCAGCCGGUGAGCGCACCCCGACCCGACCAAAAGCCAGUGACAGGAUCACCCUGGGUUCCCAUAGCAACUCCGCCUUCCAGCCUAUCACGGCAAGCUGUAAGAUUGUCCCUCAAGGACAGCCGCCCAGUCCUGCUGAGUCUCCUGGGAAAUCGUUCCAACCAAUCACCAUGAGCUGCAAAAUAGUUUCAGGAUCUCCCAUCUCCACCCCAAGCCACUCCCCACUGCCGCGCACACCCACCACCUCCACCCCUGUCCACAGCAAGCAGAACUCUUCGUCGGUUCUCAACAACCCUUAUAUCAUUGUUGACAAGCCAGGCCAGGUGAUCGGCAUGGCUUCCUCAUCCUCCACCUCCACAGGAAGCCCCUCGGCUAAACAAUCUGCUGCUCAAGGCACUCGUUCUCCAGCCCCUAAAGUUCACACAGGCACCUUCCUCUCCUCAGGGGUGAAGGUUAUUAUCAAGCAAGAGCCCGGGGAAGUUUCAACACAGCAGCAGCAAAUGGUUUCCACAGUAACCAGCCAGCAGCAACCUGCUGCUACAGCAGCUCACCAGUUUGUCGCAGUGAAGGGAGGUCACAUGAUCUCAAUGUCAACCCAGAAACAGACAGGAGGGGCCACAGGGGCCACAUCUAGCAAGAUGUUAGGUAUUCCUGUUACCUCAACACUUCAGUCCGCAGUCAAACAAGUGGCUAUCAGCAGUGGACAGAUUCUGGUCGCCAAGGGCAACCCCUCUGUCUCCAAGGUGAUGGGUGGGAAGCAGGUUUUGGCUCAGGGUGUCGCUAAAGCCAUUGUAAGUGGAGCCAGUGGCAUCUCUGGUCAGCAGGCUGCUGCCAAGGCGGCUGGAGGUUCAGGAGGCAAGAGCGGAGUAAUGGCUACUCUUCAGCUGCCAGCUAACAACUUGGCCAAUCUGGCCAAUUUGCCUCCAGGCACCAAACUCUACUUGACCACCAACAGUAAGAACCCGUCAGGAAAGGGAAAGCUGCUCCUCAUUCCGCAGGGAGCUAUCCUCCGAGCCUCCAGUGCCAGUCAGCAGUCGCAGAGCAGCUCGUCUGCAGGCGCUGGGGGAUCUCAGACCUCCUCCUCUUCCUCUUCGAGCAGUCUGCCUUCCAACCUCUCCUACACGUCCUACAUCCUCAAACAGACCCCACAGGGCACAUUUCUGGUGGGUCAACCGGCGCAGGGUUCAGGGAAGCAGGGUGUUUCCAGCUCUGCCGGUCACGCAGCAUCAUCUCCAGCGACUGUUACCCAGCAGGCCAUCCGGGUAACAGCUGGACAGAAGGCAGCCAUUCUGGCUCAGGUGGUUGGCAGCUCCCAGGGCGCACAGGUGAAGUUGUCAGACGGCUCAGUUAAGACUGUAACAGCAGCGGCAGCGGGUCAUUUGUCCAAACCGGGGACGACCACAUUGAGGAUGACAGGCGGAGUCAUCACUGCUGCUAGCUCCACCCCCAGCUCUGUCGGCGCUGCAGCAGCGGGCAGCCAACAACAGGCUGCCGAAGGUGGGAAGUCUGCGCCUCAGCACCACUCGCUCCUGGUGGCAGCCAACCAAGCAGCAGUAAUCAGUGCAGCUAAGAGCGCCAGUGCUGCUGCUGCUGCUGCAGCCGCCGCCGCUGCUGCUGCCGCUGGUGGUGGCAGCCUGUCAAAGACAGCCGUGGCCACUUUGGUCAAGGGUGCUGGCAACUCUGCCACAAUGACAAAGAGUGCAGCUGGUUCAACUGGAGCUGUGGUAACAGUUGCCAAAGGCCCUGCUACAUUGCCGGUCAUCGGCAUGUCCAAGGGUGCAGGAGUGGGGACUGUGGUGGGCGUGCCGAAGAGCAGCAGCACGUCAUUGGUCACGGCAACCUCAUUAGUCAGUGGGAUGGCAGCCGGAGGAGGGAAGACUGGUACAACUCUCUCAGGUAUGCUGAAGAUCCAUUCUGGAGGUUCCAGCUCUCAGCAAACGGUUUUAACCAUCCCCGCCAACCAGCUCAAACAGCUGGGGGUUGGCACUGGGUCUGGAGGGAUGCAGACCAUACUCAUGCCUGUUGGGAAAGUGAAGACAGAGCCAGGUGCCAGCACAGCUGUCACAGUGGGUCCAUCUCCGCCGGUGACUGCCCCUGUCCCCACAUCUGUUCAUGUUGCCUCUGCAGCCACCACCGUCAAGCAGGAACAAGGGGCGGAUAACUCAUCGCACGACCUCAUCAACACUGAGCACAUGGAGACCAUGAUGCAGCUGCUGACAGCUGUGGUGAAGAAGUUCCCUCUGAUUGUGGCAGAAAAGACUGAAGACUCCCAUCCAUUCUGCGCCUCUUCAACAGAGCAGUAUUAUUCCUGGAAUAUCGGCAAACGCAGAGCAUCAGAGCUUCAGCGAGCAGUGGCAGUGAAGCGGGUUGUCCAGGACGUGUUGGACCGCUCGCCGCGCCUGCAGGCCCUUACUCCGCCGAAGACCAGAGAGGUGGUGCAGUGGUGCCGGCAGAGGGGUUACACGCCACCUGACCCCGAGCCCCAACGCAAGAAUGAUGACGAAUCCAUCGAGGACAUCCUCACGCAGAUAGAUAAUGAGCCUGAGUGCCCGUCGACCCUAAGUAGCUGCGACGAGCUGGUGUCGCGGCUGGAGCAGAUGCAAGCUCUGCUGAAGACUGAACCCGAGGAGGCAGACGACGAGAUAGUCGACAUCGUCACCAUGGUUCCACCCUGCCAGAAACUAAAGGUCAAAGAAGAGGAGCAAGAAGCAGACGCAGAGCCCAAGUUCUUCCUUGGCCCCUGCGUGUCCGCCCAGUUUGUCAGUGAUGCAGCUCAGCAGAUCGGAGUAAACUUCCAGCCGAUCGAGGUGGAGAAGAACGUGUUCGCUCCGUUAGUCGAAACCAUGAUUCUGAAGGCGACAGAACAGUUUGCCAGUGACGUCCUGAGAGAAGCUCUGGCUGGAGCCUCCGCCAAAUCCCCUCCGAACAGGGCUCCCAGAGAGAUCACAGCCAUGAACAUCCACCAAGCGGUCAGUAGCAUCCCCACCUGUGACUUCCUCACCAGCACACACAUGGGUUACCUGUCUAAGGACAACUGACUGACACUGACUGGUCACUGACGCCGGCACAGAUGUGAGGACUGCUUACGACAGAGCGGCUCGACACGUUGAUCUCACAGCUCCACUGUGAAUAUUCACACCUGGAUGUGGUCCUGUUGCCUCAGGUUGUGCUGUAAUAACUAACGUAGUUUAUUCCUUAACUUGAUCAGAGAAGGGCUCAGUUUGCUUCUCACAGAGGCAGAAUAACCAACGUCUCAAAUACUGCGGGUAUACUGUAACGUUUCAGUCCCAAUGUGUGGAGGGAAGCAGCCUUCUGGGAAUCAUGUCAUUUGAUUUUGAGGCUGAAGGGCUCUUGCUUACCUCAAAGCAGGAUUAUUUUUAAUGCUGAGUUGUUUCCUGCCAGUCAUUGGGGAAAUGAAGCCUGAGUGACGUACAGGGCUGAAUAACAGCAUCAGACAGCUGUCCCCGCCUUCAUUCUUCAUCCGGCUGUCAUGGCCCCUGGACUGGGAACAAGAUUCAUUUUACCAGCAGACGUGAACCACAGAUUUACAGCGAGUUGGAAACACUAAUGAACACCUGAGUGUCGGCUCUCUCUGUCACUCUGAUAGUAAUGUCUGGAGUGUGGCAAAGCAAACGGAGAGAUCCUUCCAAAAAGGGCCAUUACCAUGGCAACCAUUUAUCCAUCGAACAUCUUUCAGUGUUACCUGGCUGAGGUACAUACACACACAUGAGGAAGACAACCAUGCAGGAAGUGACUGUUCUCUGAGGGAGAAGAAAUUCACGUUUCACAUUUCUAAAACCUAGUUCUCAUGUCAGGUUAUAUUCUAAUGAACAAAUCAUUAUGAAUUCAACACACCAGUAUUUAUCUUCUGUUUACCAUGAACCAGCUUUCAUAGUCUGUUGACGUGCUUUUAAGUGUUAAACAACCACGAUACGUUUGUCAUGUAAUGUGCACACUGUAUGUCUUCAAAUCUUCUUUUAUUUUUGUAUCUAAUAUCAGCACCUGCAAUCAGCAAUGCCCUAACUGUGUGUGUGCGCGAGCGUGCGUGUUCUAGUUAUUACUCAUGUUGUGGGGACCAAAAUCUGUUUACACAGUCACACUAUGGGGAUUUGUCUUUCUGGACAAAAGGAAAAUAUCCAUAAAAUCAAUCAUUGAAUUUUAAGAUGAAGACAUGUUUUAAUGUUAGAGUAAGGUCUGGUUCAGGUUAAGCAAGUUCUAGUUCUAGUUAAGGUUACAGUAGGUCUCCACGAAAUGAGUUGAAGUCAAUGUAAUGUCCUCUGAAGUAGUGGAAACCUGUGUGUAUGUCUGUGUGUGUGUGAGAAUUAAUGAAUAUGACAGUACUUGAGGCUCGUGUGUGUUUUGUUGGCUGAUAUUCUGCUGGUAAUUCUGUUUAAUGUGGAGCUUUUGCAUUUUGUUAAUGUGUUUGGGCCGAGUGGUUGAGAUGCCUUUUAAACCACAUUAGUGUAGAAAAUAAUCCAAACACUGUAUUUUCAUGUUGCAAACCAAAAAACAUAAUCAAUAUUCUUGUAAUAAACGGAGAAAAACUA